AUGGCGUCGAGCGUGGAUGCCAAGCUCAUUAGGCGGACUAAAUUCCCGCCUGAGUUCAACAAGAAGGUGGAUAUGACCAAGGUCAAUAUUGAGGUUAUGAAGAAAUGGAUCGCAAGCCAAAUAUCCAAGAUACUGGGGAACGAGGAUGACGUUGUUAUCGAGCUCUGUUUCGCACAUCUCGAGGGAUCACGCUUCCCCGAUAUCAAACUUCUCCAAAUCCAACUCACCGGAUUCCUAGACAAAGAUACCCCCAAGUUCUGCCAAGAGCUGUGGUCCUUGUGUCUAAGCGGUCAGGCCAAUCCACAGGGCGUCCCGAAGGAGCUCCUAGAGGCUAAGAAGCUUGAGCUCAUACAAGAGAAGCUCGAAGCCGAGAAAGCCAGUGAAGCACUUCGACGCCAAAGGGAACAAGACCAAAACCGCGAACGAGAGCUGGAUGAUGUGAGACGCCGCGAGCGAUCAGACCGCGGACGCGGAGGACGAGCUGGUGAUCGCGGUGGCCGUGGAGAUCGGGGACGAGACUUCAACAGACGAUACUCGCCUCCCAGAGACCGAGACCGCAGCCGAGACCGCUUCCGCGAACCUACAUCUCGACGUGACUUCGACUCCUACGUGCCAACUGGUAAUCGUGGCGGCCGUCGGCCAUCCAGAUCUCCACGCGGCACCCGUUCUCCAUCUCGAUCCCCAAAGCCAUCUUCCCCAUCUCGCCGGACCCGCGAGGAGCCCCGCCACAGGCGACGCGAACGUCGCUCCCGUUCCCCAAGCAACUCAGUAUCUCCUGAGCGACGCAACCGCGGAGGAGCCAGAAGGCGCAGCAGUCCGGAUUACGGUGAUCGUGUUAAAGCAAGACCCAUUUCCCGCAGCCGUUCCCCGCGCUCACGUUCCCCCAGAGGAUACCGCCGCCGACAAAACUCCGUCUCUCGCAGCCGCAGUGUAUCUUCGCCUCGCCACACCCGGCGCCAGGCAGACUCUCGCAAGUCCGUAUCUCGCUCGCGAUCCCGCCGCUCAUCUGGACGCUAUGCCCCCCGCGACUCUCGUCGCUUGAGCCGCAGCCGCAGCCGCAGCCGAAGCCCUGACCGUACCGCUGCACGUGAUCGUGGUGAGAACCGUCGCCGCCGCAGCCCCAGCGGUGGUCGGAGCCGUAGCCGCAGCCGCAGCCGCAGCGCCAAGAAAGACACUGAUGGCAAGCGGCGCCGCUCGAUUGAAAGAUACAACUCCGAUGAGAAACGACGCAAGAUGGCUGAUGAGAACGAGGACUCCACCCGAACACCCUCGAAAACUGAUGAACCUUCCAAAGCUGAUGACAGUGAGACAAAAGUUGCCGAGCAGGUUGGUCAUUGA
This is a messenger RNA of Penicillium egyptiacum, 1338 nucleotides long. The record is from the annotation of a GenBank genome assembly. Lineage: Eukaryota; Fungi; Ascomycota; Eurotiomycetes; Eurotiales; Aspergillaceae.